UAUCUACUGUCCACCUGCUUAGGUACAUCUUACACACCUCACUUCCCAUUUAAUUAUGUAAUACUAUUGGCUGUAGUAGGUACUUAUAGGUACUUAUUAUAAUACUUCCCCAUCCAUUUACGUAACACCAGCGACCGUAAACCAGGCGGAAGAUUAGGGAAGGGUUGGUAUUUCUACAUUUCCCUUGAUCCAAUUUAAAAGGCCUUCACGCGUACAACGAUUGCGAAGCCGCACAAGUCGGGAAGCCCAGUAUUAGAUUAGCGCGUGUGUCGGUGGUCAGUGAGUGAGAAAGUCGCGAGGUAUGGGGACGCGGAAUCUGACGGCGAGCUACCUGUGGCAGCCGGGCGAGCUGGCGCGCCGCGUGCUGGGCGAGCGGCCCGCGCCCGUGCCGCCCACGCGCGAGCUGUGGCCGCCGCCGCCGCUCAGCAUCAGCACGCUGCACGUCGCCUACUUGCACGACCAGCCGCCGCCGCGCCGCGCCGCCUCGCUGCCGCCGCCGACCACGGGCCGCUGCACCGUCGGCACCAACACCGACCCGCCGCCCACGCUGCUGGCGCGCCUCACCGCCUUCGUGCGCCGCCCGCCGCCCGCCCUGCCCGUCAUCACCCCACACGCGCCCCCCCCGCCCGAGCGCGAGCCGCACCCCGCGCGCCGCGCGCUCGCCAGCGUCAAGAAAGCCCUCUCUGGCGCCAAGUACCGCGUCGCACCCGACUCCGAGCCAGUUGACAGCCCCAAGAUUGUCUACGAUAUACCGAAGCCGGGCAACCGCAUGUCGACGACGUUCGGCGCGCGGCCGCGGCGCUGGCGCGGGGCGGCGCGGCGCCUGGCCGCGUGCCUGCGCCCGCGCGCCCCGCCCCCCGACCCCGCGCCGCGCCUGCAGGUCACGCAGGUGAUAGCCCUAAUAUGCGGGCUUCUCGUCGUGAUCCUGAUGGUGCUGGGGCUGGCGUCGGCCGACUGGCUGAUGGCGGCGGGCUGGCGGCAGGGGCUGUUCAUGCACUGCGUGGACGUGGACGCGCCCGCGCCGCUGCCCUUCGACAUCGUGGCGCAGCCGGGCUGCUAUGCGGCGCGCCCGGCGCCCUAUAUCAAGGCGGCGGCGGGGCUGUGCGUGGCGACGCUGUUCGCGGACGUGUGCGGCGCGCUGCUGACGGGGCUGGGCCUGCGCGCCGCCGACCACCGCGCCAAGUUCCGCUACUACCGGUUCGCGGUGCUCGCCAUGUCGCUGGCGCUGAUGUGCAUUUUAAUAGCACUGGUGAUAUACCCGGUCUGUUUUGCUGCUGAGCUGAAUCUCGGCAACCGGUCGGUGUGGGAGUUCGGCUGGGCGUACGGCGUGGGCUGGGGCGCCGCCAUCUUCCUGUUCGGAGCCGUGGUGCUGCUGCUGUGCGACAAGGAGACCGAGGAGCUCUACUAUAAGGAACGAAAAGUGGUGACGGCGUCCCCCCCGCAGCGCCCCUAGGGCCGCGGGCGCCUGCCCGACCUGGUCCCGUGAGGGCCGCGCCGCCCCGCGCGAGCCGCCGCGCGCUCGCUGGAUCUAGCCCGCUAGCGUACCUCAACACCGCACCGCUACAGAGUGGGGUUAGAGUGUAUUUAGUGUGAGUUGGGGUGGAGGUGGAUGUGGUUGGGUUGUCGGAGAAGUGGUAGAA
Messenger RNA from Plutella xylostella (diamondback moth), 1640 nucleotides. NCBI's taxonomy places the organism in Eukaryota, Metazoa, Arthropoda, Insecta, Lepidoptera, Plutellidae. The record is from RefSeq and is a predicted model, not a curated record.